Quercus lobata is the source of this 1271-nucleotide messenger RNA. RefSeq names its product ruvB-like protein 1. The transcript has 9 exons. Gene Ontology annotation, molecular function: ATP binding; ATP-dependent activity, acting on DNA. Bases 513 to 875 code for a protein of 120 amino acids. The record is from RefSeq and is a predicted model, not a curated record. Lineage: Eukaryota; Viridiplantae; Streptophyta; Magnoliopsida; Fagales; Fagaceae.
AUUGAUUUUUACGUAACUGACAGUUUUGGUGAAGGGUUAUAUGAUUCUUGCAAGGAUGUAAAGUUUGGUACCAUGAAUUCUCGGGCUAUACAAUUUAUUGGUGCUGGUGCUCAAAAUUUUAAAGGUGGCUGUUGGUGAUGUUAUGUAUAUUGAAGCAAAUAGUGGAGCAGUAAAGAGGGUGGGCAGAAGUGAUGCUUUCGCUACAGAAUUUGACCUUGAAGCAGAAGAGUAUGUUCCACUUCCUAAAGGAGAGGUUCACAAAAAGGAGAUAGUUCAGCCGACCCAAGGAUGAUAUGGCUAGAAUUUAAUGCCUCUUAAGUUGGUUGAACUUAUCAGCUUGUGACUCUUGCUGGCUUAAUACAAAGAUGCUAGCAAAACUUCAUUUAAAUCCUCGACAAGACUAGAAUGUAUGAUGCAAGACUAUCCAAAAACUUUGCCUCCAUCAGCAAGAGUUGGAUUUACGGUGAUGGAUGCAUGGCUUGCUUAUCCACCUGUGAAGAACAACCCUGAGGAUGCUGCUAAGAGGGACUGAUAUGAACUGUCCUCAUGGCAUACCUGUCGACUUGUUGGACCGGUUGGUUAUUAUCCGAACACAGACUUAUGAUGUUGCUGACAUGAUAAAGAUUUUGGCUCUCCGUGCAAAUGUGGAGGACCUAGUAAUAGAUGACGAAAGUUUGGCUUACCUGGGUGACAUUGGUCUACAAGCAUCCUUAAGGAAUGCAGUUCAGCUGUUAUCGCCCUCCACUAUUAUGGCAAAAAUGAAUGGCCGUGACAAUAUCUGCAAGGCGGAUAUUGAGGAAGUGAAAGCUCUCUAUAUGGAUGCAAAGUCUUCAGCAAGACUUCUUCAAGCGCAGCAGGAAAAAUACAUUUCAUGAAAAUUCUAAACAAUUUUCCCUGAAUGUCAAAGGUAGUCUGGAUUUGGAAGUAGCAUUAUUUAGGUUCGGUUAGCUUCUCUGUCGUGGGUUUUGAAAGAGCAGGAGGUUUUGGUCAAAGACUUUGGCUUCGUUGAUAAUUAAUGUGUGUAAAGGCGAAAUGUUUCAAAGUGUUCCAAGCUACGGGAAAUUUGUAUUUGUCACAUGAGUAGUGUCAUGGUUAUGCUGUCAGCAGCAAUGCAAGUGGUGAAACUCUAGUUGUUGCACCAUUCUGUUAAUGAAUGCAUCGGUGUAUGGAACUAAGCUUUCAAAUACACUUCAUAUUUACCCUGGAAAAUUACUAACCCAGUUAUGUGAUGAUCACUAAUUCUUUACUUUAUUUACCAAUUUUUAUGCGAA